GUUGAAUCGUCUGCAAUCUUGUCACUCAGUAUACUCUUUCUGGAAAAUAAAUCUGCUGCCUGUCAUGUACCUUUCUUCUCCCAGCGUGGCGCCGUCGAGGUAAUUCGCGUCGCUUGCAAACACUGUUGUGGUUGUCGUGUUUGGAAGCAAGAUUUGGCACUAUUUCAAGGUUUUACUUUGGUGCACAAACCACUUGGAUCUGCUAUUCUGAGUACUUCUAGCACCAUUUUCUUCAUAGCCGUAGUGUGAGGAUGGUGUGCACCCCGACGAAACCCGACGCGAUUGCGUUGCAGUCGCCGGAAAUUUCUUCGCAGCUCCGAAGCGCCCCGCCGGAUUCAGCAAAGAAAGAUCGUGAAGAAGUUUCAAGUAGAAGGAGUGCGCCGCAAGUAGUUGAAGAACCGGCCGCGAAACGACCGAGGAAAGACGAAAGCGAGUUUGCAGACGCCAAUGCCGAUGCUGACGGUGACGUCACUGGGACAGCACCUGCUCCUCCUUCCGCGAAGCGGGGCAAGUGGCAGAAUCAGUUCGAAGACCAGGCGCGCGAGGCUUUGGACGUGCUAAGCCAGGUUCUGGUCAGUUACAGAGCGACCAGAUCCUCGUCUUCCAGGUCUACCUGUGCUGCGGUGCAAGUUGGGGGAAAGCUGGCACCAGUACCGAAGCCGGUAAAAAGUGCGGGUUGUAUUCAUGAGAUGAACCAGGGGAGUAGCAAUAGCGGCGCUCAAGAUGAAGAGAUCCCGGCGGCGGCUCAACAUCCUCCGUCGGAAGGAAAUGGAGAUCAAAGCAACAAUCAGCUUCCAGGCAAGGAUGCCGUAGUGGCUGCCAUUCCCCGGGACGAAUCCUCGAAGGAAGAUUUUGUCGCGGCCGGGUCGCAGCCCGGAACAGCCCUGCCGGCAGGCGCAGUGACGGAAGAAGGUGGUUGUACAGGAGCAAGUUCUUUGCUGCCGGUUUCUGCGUCUUGUUCCAUAGCGGGGCCCACCGUUGCCGCCAGCAGUUCAUCCACUUCGUCGAAUACUGGUACCAAGGGCGCGAAAGUAGUUACUUCGACGUCCAGUGGCGAACAGUCCUCCGCUUCCUCGCAGCUUCCCAGUGCUGCGUUGCUGGAGCUGCUAAGGUCCGUGUUUCCGGAGUCCGCGGCACUACCUUACGGAGCGCGACACCAAUCCCACCACGAGGUUUUGUAUCCAGGGGGGAGUGGAGUUUGUCAUCUCGAUUCCGCCGCAAAAAAGUUUAACAUCGACCGCUCCAACCAAGGCUUGCGAAAGCAAGACAAUGGCAAGGAACUGCUGCAUUGGGCUUGCGUACAACAGCAGUAGAGAUUUAUGUGCAAAUCAGAAAGACGCCUGAAGAUCAUUCUGUUUUAGUUUUUUAGAAGAAUCUGCUUUUCUUGAGCGACAAGGCUUGCCUUGCACAAAACCCAAAGUGUGGGAGAUCUGAUCCAGACUGCAACCGCGCUGCUGGUGGCUAAUGGAAAGGACCUGGCGCGCCGUAUUUCCUGUGGUUUGGCUGUGAAGACGGAGAUGGUGAUGAUGAUAAUGAAUCUUACUUCUGCAUCAAAGUGCACCACUAGCGACAUUGUGUCAAAAUAUGCUGGUGUGAUAAUUGAAUCGAUUUAUUGUUCAACAAACCUCCAGGCGUCGAAGUGUGCGAGAAGUUCCGCGCUGAUGCCGCUCAAAGCCUGCAGUGGGCGGCAGAGAGGAAAAACGAAACCUUAGCCGAAGAGGCCACGACGCAGGACAAACUGGGGGACGCGCAGCGACGCUUCGUCAAACACGAGCAGACGCUGCAGCACUGCCGCGCGGGGCAGAAAGCCGCAGACGCGCAGCUUGCGGCGAGUCGGGAGAAGUAUGGGUUGCAAUGCAAAAGUCUUCUGUACUGUUAUAAGAAUUUUUGCAGAUCAUAAGUAAGUACUUGAGCUUUUCUUUCUCGUUGGAGGCAAAAAGGUGAUGCAAAGUCAAUUACGAGCAGGACCAGGAGCACAGAAAAGGCCUUUGAAAAAUGCAUACGAAGCUCCGGAGCCUGCAGGAGGUGCAGCAGUAUGGCGCCGAGGUUUUCACCGGAAGGGGACCAGCGGCUGCCUGUGCCGACGAAGCCCAACCGGAUGAUUGCAGCUGGAAGAAUAACAGUGGAGAGAAGAAAAACGAAGAAAAACAACAGCCUGCUCUUGCUGUACCCGAAGAAAUAAAUCCCGAAACUACAAGCGGAAGCAACAGCGGCGGAGCUGGUGUGAAUCUACCCCCGUCUGCUCUGGAAGCCAGAAAAGCAAAGGCACAAGCCACGUUGGUCGAAAUUGGCGCGGACAAGAGUCUACGGGAAGCGUUGCAGAACCCAAGGGGCGCGUUUUUCGAGAAAGCCUAUGAGCAAGCACAAGGUAUCAGAUGUGAAGAACACAUUGAGGUAGGAACAAGAAGUACCAGUAGGGCGCUAUUACAAAAUAGAUACUUAUUUCUAUUUGUGAUUUAUGCGACUUCCUAGAGCGUAAUGGAGGAACCGUUUUACCACAAGACUCCAUAUUUUUACUUGGGGCGGAACUGCAAAUAGAUGUUGUCGCUGCGACAUAAAAGCACUUGAGUUUCCAGUUCUGUCCAUCUGAUACCAUGCCUGCUGGCAGCCGAAGUAGUGAAACUCGAGGGGAAAGUCGAGCAGGAUAAAGCCGCUGUCAACAUGCGAAGGGAGAUGGCCACACGUAUAUUUUCAUCUUUUUUUAUUUUGUUUCUUGCCGCUGUCACGCUUUUUUUGUAUCGCUUUAGCGCACUACUUAAGUGAACUACUUAGGGGAACUACUUAACCGAACUACAUAACCACUUACGCGAAGCACUUAAGCGAAGCACUUAGGCGAAGCACUUAGGCGAAACACUUAGGCGAAACAGUUAGGCGAAACACUUAAGCGAAGCACUUAAGCGAAACACUUAAGCGAAACACUUAAGCGAAGCACUUAAGCGAAGCACUUACGCGAAGCACUUACGCGAAGCACUUAGGCGAAGCACUUACGCGAAGCACUUAAGGGAAGCACUUGAGCGAAGCUCUGAAGCACGCCACUAAUGCACACCACUGAAGAGAAGGACUACUGAAGGGGCGCACGACGUAAGCGGCGCACUACUUAAGCGGCGCACGACUUAAGCGACGCACUACUUAAGCAGUAGCGCACCACUUAAGCGAAGCACGGCUGGAACAACGCACUGCUUACGCGAAGCACGACUCAAGCGAAGCAGCUCGCCUGAAGCAAAGCUAAAGCACGCGCUAAGCGAAGCAUUCAAGAAGCGAAGAUGAAGCACUUGAGCCACGGCCGCGGUGCUUUUCGUUUAUUGAAUCGAUUUAUGCGCUGCCGCACGCGAAAAAAAAACCUGAAACUCAGGCGUGGAAGAGCAAAUUGAGGAGGCCCGCGCCGAGCAGGACCAGUUGCAGUCCGACCUGGACGUUUUAUCCCGCAAAAACGAGCUGAAUUUCCUCGCUUUGCAGCAGGCGAAAGCCACGCUCGACCGCUACGACACUCAACUGCAGGAAUUGCAAACCCGGAAGAAAAAGCACGCCGAGCAGCGGGAAGCCUUUGACGCGAAAACGGUAACGGUUUUCGACUACCUGCGCUCGCGUGGCCGAGUCGGCGGGCAGGCGCAGAAGGCCACGCCCCGGAGCGCCUUGCGGAAGAAGGGACAGAAGACACCGGGCCAGACGCCGAAAUCGGUCGGGAAAGUUGCUUGGUUGUAAUGCAAGAUACAUAUCCUCUCAUAGCAUGGUGUUUGUCAUGCAAGACACCCUUCAGAACAUGGAAACUCCAACGCCAUACAUCAAAACAGGUCCACUGGCCAGACCAGCAGUCGCGGCAGUCGUUGGUGCAAAAGCUGAUGAGCCCGGUGCGGCGAACGCUGAAGCGGUUGUCUGGCGGCUUGCUGGACUUGGAGAAAAGCAGCCACCCGGGCGCGAAGCGACAGAAGGUGGAUAAGAAAAAGUCGGAGAAUGAUGGUUCGGAAAGUGGGAAAAAUGUGAAGCACAACAUCAAAGAAGAAUUUCACUACACGCCGGAACCAAGCGGCAGCGAGGAGAAGCCCCUGUGGAAGAAGCGACACGAGCACGGGGGGCUGUUGCCGGACGAGCACUCCGAUGACACUUUUUGACGUCACUUAGGAACCUUUGAAAUUUCACACCAUUGUCUGACGCAGCGCAAAUGUAUCAGCGGUCGUGUUAAAGGUCAUCGCGGCGCAAACGACCACGGGCAGUUAUCAAGACAUUGAGUCGUUUUUAGUGUUUGUCUUUUUUCUCAGGAAUCUCCUGGGACAUCGAGAGGACAAGAGAGCGAGAAGACUGAAGCUGCGUAAAGAAAGCAUCUAGCGUCCGCGAGCUUUUUUCUGAACGGAUUUUGCCGGCCACAUACGAGAGCGGGAAGUGUAGC
Molecule: messenger RNA, 4384 nt
Organism: Amoebophrya sp. A120
Lineage: Eukaryota; Dinophyceae; Syndiniales; Amoebophryaceae
Source: the annotation of a GenBank genome assembly